Lathyrus sativus (Indian pea) is the source of this 795-nucleotide messenger RNA. The record is from the annotation of a GenBank genome assembly. Lineage: Eukaryota; Viridiplantae; Streptophyta; Magnoliopsida; Fabales; Fabaceae.
AUGGCAAUUGCACGCACCGGAGUCUACGUCGACGACUAUUUGGAGUACGCCAACACGUUGCCCGCUGAGCUUCAGAGACUGCUUAACACCGUUAGGGAACUCGAUGAACGAUCCCAAUCUAUGAUAAACCAGACUAGGCAGCAGACAAAGUACUGUAUGGGGUUCUCUUCUCAUGGCUCUAAGAAGGGUAAUCAUAAUUAUAGUUAUAAUAAUAAUUACGCCAAUGGCGACGAUGAUGCUUCUAUUGAGAAACUGCUAAAAGAAAUUGAGGCAAACCAGGAUAGUGCAUUGAGUCUAUGCACUGAGAAGGUUUUGUUAGCACAGCAAGCAUAUGAACUGAUAGAUAGCCAUGUAAAACGACUUGAUGAGGAUUUAAACAACUUCGCUGAAGAUUUAAAGCAAGAGGGGAAAAUACCGCCAGAUGAGCCAGCCAUUCUCCCCCCACUGCCUAUUGUCCCUAAACCUGAAAAGCGCAGGCACGUAUAUGGUACACCUCAAUCAAAGAGACUUGAUUACAGGGAAAGAGACUGGGAUAGAGACAUUGAGCUAAUGCCUCCACCAGGAGGCCAUAAGAAGGAUUAUGCGACCCCUAUGGAUGUUGAUCAACCCAUUGAUCCAAAUGAACCUACAUACUGUGUUUGUCAUCAGGUAUCUUUUGGAGACAUGAUUGCUUGUGACAAUGAAAAUUGCCGAGGAGGUGAGUGGUUCCACUAUUCAUGUGUUGGCCUUACUCAAGAAACAAGGUUCAAGGGAAAGUGGUAUUGUCCAACUUGCAGAUUACAACCACACUGUUAA